Molecule: messenger RNA, 2880 nt
Organism: Closterium sp. NIES-65
Lineage: Eukaryota; Viridiplantae; Streptophyta; Zygnematophyceae; Desmidiales; Closteriaceae
Source: the annotation of a GenBank genome assembly
AUGGCUAGCCCACAGGUUCUAGUUUUUUAUGCUGAGGGCCGCCCAGUGAAGUUUGACACCUGGCUAGAUGACCUGCACCUCUACCUACAGCUCACAGCCAAGGAUGACAUCUCACUGUACGAUCACGCCCUAGGCCAUGUCACUGCCCCUGCUGCUACUGCUGACAGCACUGCUCGCUCACAGUGGCAGACUCGUGAUGCCCACGCUCGCUUCGCUAUUCGCAACUCGCUGCCGAUAGACGAACGCGAGCACUUUGGCCAGCACAAGACUGCACAGGUACUGUACACAGCUGUAGUUGCUCGCUACUCCUCACCUGCCUCUGCCGCACUAGGCCGUCUCUCCCUCCCCUACCUGUUUCCUGACCUGACCUCUUUUGACACAGUCGCUGACCUCAUCACGCACCUCCGUACUAGUGAGGCCCGCUUCCGUGCAGCCAUGCCCGCUGAGUUCCUUGCCACGCACCCCCCUCCACUCUGGCUCACUCUCUACCACCUAGUCACCCGCCUCCCUGACACACUUCGUGCUGUCAGGGACCACUUCGUAGCUCGCUGCCCCACUGAGCUCACCAUUGCCCUCCUCGAGAAGGAACUGCUUGCAGUUGAGACUAGCAUAGUCGCUGUAGGUGCCUCUCGUGGCGACCCCCGAACCCCGUUCUUUGAGGGGUGUUCUCCUUCCCCCCUUCUUCCCUCUGUCGCCUCUGCUGCUGCUGUCGACCUUCUUGGUGCUGAGAAGGUCGGCGCUGCGUCUAAUUCGAGCGCGCGCCGCAGCGGCAAGGGCAAAGGGGGCAAGGGUGGUGGUGGCGACGGCGGGGGAGGCGGCGGUGGGGGCGGUGGAGGCGGCGGGGGUGGUGGCACGACUGGGGGGACUAGUGGCAGCGGUGGGGGUGGUGGCGGCAGCGGCGGCGGAGGUGGCAGGGGCGGAGGCGGUGGUUGGGGUGGCGGUGGACGAGGCGGCGGCAGGGGUUGGGGUGGUCGAGGAGGUGGCAGCGGUGGUGGUGGCCGUGGAGGCGCUGGCGGUGGCCAGGGCCAGCAGCACACUCCUUCGCCCCAGGAAGUCCGUGAGUGGUACUCUCAGCACGGGGGUGGGGGUGGUCUUAGCUGCACGUACGUCAUUCGCACUGGUGACCGCACUGGUCAGCAGUGUGGACGACCGCACGCCACACAGCGCUGCUUCGCUCGUCUCGACGACGCUUGGCGUGUUCAGUUCCCUCAGGCCACUGAACUGCCCCGCUGGAUUGAUCUCCUGAAGAAGGGGAUUGAUAUCUAUGCUCUAGACUUUGAUGCUAUUCUAUCUGCUAUGUAUGUGAUGUCUACUAGUGGAGAGGGUGCUGAGUACUUGUGUGCUGGUGAGGCAGCUGCUCUAGGUGCUUGUGUGUCUGCCCCCCUUGGUACUGAGUCGACUGCAGCACUACACACCUUCACACUGGACUCAGGUGCUUCUCGCUGCUUCUUUCGUGACCGCACUGCCCUUGAGCCGCUUGCUCGGCCAGUUGCUGUCUCCCUUGCUGACCCCUCUAGGGGUCCGUUCAUUGCAACCUCUUCCACGGCCCUUCCCUGUCCUGCGGUCCCGUCGGGCACACUGUCAGGUCUCCACCUCCCCUCGUUCUCUACGAACCUGGUGGCAGGAUGUGCGCUCCAGGACGGGGGUGUUCACCAGUUCACCCCUGCCUACGAGCGAGUGACACACUGCACGUGUGCUCGUACAGGCCGUCACUUGGCUACCUUCACUUGGCAGCCGGGGUCGGACCUGUACACACUGACCACUGAGUCCCCUCAGGUCGUUGCGUCUGCGUCUGCGUCCGCGUCAGGUCAGCUGUCGGCCCCCUGCUCGUGUCGCUCUCUGGCACACGAGACUGUCCUCUGGCACCACCGCCUUGGCCACCCGUCUGUGCAGCGGCUUCGUGCCAUGCACUCCCGGUACCUUGUCUCUGGCCUGCCCAGGGUCCUUCCUCCCCUCCCACCCUCACCUGCUCCUACCUGUCUCCCCUGUGUCGAGGGACGGCAGCGCGCCACUCCUCACUCCUCCUCGUUUCCCCCGACGACUGCUCCCUUGCAGACGCUCCACAUGGACGUGUGGGGGCCAGCCCGCGUCCGUGGUCAGGGUCAGGAGAGGUACUUCCUGAUAAUUGUUGACGACUACUCGCGCUACACCACGGUCUUCCCCUUGCGCACCAAGGGUGAGGUCCCUGAUGUCUUGAUCCCUUGGAUCCGCAGAGCCCGUCUCCAGCUCAGCGAGCGUUUCCACUCGGACUUUCCUGUCCUGCGCUUGCACUCUGACAGAGGUGGUGAGUUCUCCUCCGACCUCUUGGCAGCCUACUGUGCUGAGCACGGCAUUGAGCAGUCGUUCACGCUUCCGGCCUCUCCACAGCAGAAAGGGGUUGCUGAGCGCCGCAUUGGCCUGGUCAUGGAGGUCGCCCGUACCUCCUUGAUCCAUGCGGCUGCCCCCCACUUUCUGUGGCCGUUUGCGGUCCGGUACGCUGCGCAUCAGCUCAACCUCUGGCCCCGUGUCUCCUUGCCGGAGACCUCGCCCACGUUGCUGUGGACGGGGGAGGUUGGUGAUGCGUCGCGUUUCCGGGUCUGGGGAUCUCGAGCUUUUGUCCGCGAUACGUCUGCGGACAAGCUCUCCUCCCGUGCUGUUCCCUGCGUCUUCCUCGGCUUUGUCCCGGACGCGUCUGGUUGGCAGUUUUACCACGCCACCUCGCGCCGAGUCUUGCCCUCUCAGGACGUCAAUUUUGACGAGUCCGUCCCCUACUACCGUCUCUUCCCCCACCGCACUGCCCCGCUCCCCCCCCCCGCCUCUCUUCCUCGCCCCAGGUGGUGCUGUUGUAGACCCCCCCCCCCCCCCCUCUGGGUGCCGCUCCCUCAGGAGUGUCUCAGGUAG